CUAGAAUGGAGAAACCAAUGUGAAGAGAGGUUUGAUGUACCAUGAAGAUCUUGAAGAUGCUGCAUGUCUUGAUUGGUUGUCUAGCUCUAGCAGUCAUUGCCCGCGGCCAACAAAAUCCAGGUUUCAUAAGCAUCGAUUGCGGAGCACCUAAUGAUUACCAUGAUGACCAGCUCAACAUAUACUACAAGGCCGAUGCGGGAUAUGUAGAUUCCGGAACAAACGUGCAGGUGUCUACCCAGGUCAUCUACCAAAACAACCAACUACAAUCAAAGAAUCUCCGGAUCUUCCCUAGUGGAAAAAGGAAUUGUUAUACAUUAAUGCCAGAUGAAGGAAAGGGCAGCACGUAUUUGGUCAGGGCUUCAUUUUGGUAUGGUAAUUAUGAUGGCAAAGAUCAAACCCCAGCAUUUGACCUCCAUAUUGAUGUUAACUAUUGGAUCACCAUGAACUCUUCGUCUUGGAUAUACAAAGAGAUUAUUUACACUCCUCCAAGAGAUUACAUACAACUUUGCUUGGUGAAUAUCGGCUCGGGAGUUCCAUUUAUAUCAGCUCUGGAGUUGCGGUUGCUGGAUAACUCGACUUACCAAAUCAAUUCCGGUGCACUUGUAACCAACUGGAAAUAUAAUUUGGGGAGCCUAAGCACAUACAGGCAUCCGCAAGAUGUAUAUGAUCGCAUCUGGAACAAUAAGACUUAUAGUGGAGGUUGGUCGUCCGUUAGCAACGCGACGACCAUCGAGACAAGUACAAGCAAUGAUGCCUAUAAAGUUCCGCCUGAAGUUUUGAUGACCGCCACACAAGUACAAAAUGUCACUGAUCCUCUGAGUCUGUUUUGGACCUCGGAGAACUCCACCACUGUCUGGUAUAUAUACUUCCACUUUGUGGAAUUGCAAUUGGAAAAGGGUCAAUUCAGAGAAUUCGCCAUAUAUGUACAAGACAAAUUCGUGGAAACUGUCAUGCUCGAGAACCUAAAGCCAGUGACCGUAGCCUCAUUGCCCAUAAGUGGACAUAAUUUGAACUUGACUAUUAGUGCGACGGCCCGCUCUAGUCUGCCACCGCUCCUCAAUGCCGUCGAGUUUUUCACUAUGGCACAGCUCCCAAAUUCACCGACUUUUCUUGAUGACUUUAAUGCCAUGUAUGACGUCAAGAAAACAUAUGGGGUGAUCAGAGCUAGCUGGCAGGGUGAUCCAUGCAUUCCUACACAGUACACAUGGAGUGGACUGAAUUGUAGCUAUGAUAGUUCUCCAAGAAUCAUCUCAUUGAACCUGAGCUCCAGUGGACUGAAAGGACCGAUAGCUACAUCAAUCUCCAAUUUGACAGCAGUUGUAUCCCUGGAUUUAUCCAACAAUUCAUUAACUGGGUCCGUGCCAGACUUUUUAGCUCAAAUGCCGAGCUUGAAAGUUCUGAAUUUAAGUGGAAACAACAUGAAUGGCUCUGUUCCUCAAACUCUGUUGAAGAAGAAGGCAGAUGGAUCGUUGCUAUUAAGCUUAGAUGGAAAUCCAAAUCUUUGCCAAUCAGACAAUUGUCAGACCAGCAAUGUGCAGCCAAAGAAAAAGGGCAUCUCUGUUGCCCCAAUCAUUGCAUCAGUUGCAGCCAUUCUGGUCUUGGUUUCAUUGGGAGCUCUUGCAGUGUUGUGGAUAAUCAAAAGAAGACAAAUCCAAGACGUUACUACUAUUACUACAACUACCAACUCUAGCGAAGGAUAUACUGGGACAUUAAAGUUGUCAAAAAAUCGACCUUUUACAUCCACUGAGGUUACAAGAAUUACAGAUAACUUUAGAACAGUAAUUGGAGAGGGAGGAUUUGGGAAAGUCUACUUUGGCAGACUUGAUGAUGGCAUUCAAGUCGCGGUAAAAAUGUUAUCUCGAUCAUCAAAGCAAGGCUACAAGGAAUUUCACGCUGAGGCACAACUCUUGAUGGUCGUUCACCACAGAAAUCUAGUUUCACUUAUCGGAUAUUGCGAAGAAUUUGAAAACAUGGCACUGAUUUACGAAUUCAUGUCCAAUGGAAAUGUUCGGCAACAUUUGUCAGCACACAACCCUAGUGUUUUGAGUUGGAGCGAGAGACUAAAAAUCGCAAUCGAUGCAGCUCAAGGGUUAGAGUACCUGCAUAAUGGCUGUAAACCUCCCGUUGUCCAUAGAGAUUUAAAGACGCCCAAUAUUUUACUAAACGAAAACAUGCAAGCGAAGAUUGCUGAUUUUGGAUUAUCGAAGGCAUUUGUAACAGAGCAUGAUUCUCAUAUUUCGACUCGCCCAGCAGGAACGCUUGGUUAUCUUGAUCCGGAGUUUCAUACAUCUGGAAACUUGAGCAAGAAGAGCGAUGUAUACAGUUUUGGGAUAGUUUUAUUCGAGUUAAUCACUGGCCACCCCGCCAUUAUAAGAAGUCCAGAGGGCAGCAUGCACAUACUUCGCUGGGUAACUCCACUUAUAGAAAGAGGGGACAUCCAAAGCAUUGUCGACCCGAGGUUAAAUGGCCAAUUCAACAUCAGUUCUGCAUGGAAAGCGGUUGAAAUAGCCAUGUCAUGUGUGCCGACGACAGCUGUUCAAAGGCCGGACAUGAACCGUGUUCUGUCAGAACUAAAAGAAUGCUUGACGGUAGAGAUUGGGUCAGGGAGAAGCCAAAGAAUGGGAAAUAGUAAGAGAAGAAGUGAGUCUUUUGAGAUGACCUCAAUUGAGCUUGAUAUUGCACCAAAUGCUCGUUAACUGCACUUGGUAUGUAAGGUUAUCACGUUCAGCGUUCUUGUGUAAGUUGUUGAUUAUUGGGUCGUAUAGAUUGAAAACUUCUGUACAAAGUCUGAGCUUGUGACUUUAAAUUGUCAUAUUGUUGUGUGUUGGGGUUGUUGCUUUUCUACCUUAGAAUUAUAAUGAAUGAAUGUCGAGUUCAAUUCA
Molecule: messenger RNA, 2882 nt
Organism: Eucalyptus grandis
Lineage: Eukaryota; Viridiplantae; Streptophyta; Magnoliopsida; Myrtales; Myrtaceae
Product: probable LRR receptor-like serine/threonine-protein kinase At4g29180
Exons: 13
Coding region: 42-2696 (884 amino acids)
Biological process (GO): protein phosphorylation
Molecular function (GO): protein kinase activity; ATP binding; protein binding
Source: RefSeq, a predicted model, not a curated record